UUGCAACUGACUAAACACUCGUCCUUUAUGGGUGAUGGGGUGUCACGGGCAUUCCUCCGAGCCCAGGCUCUGCUGUUUGGCAGCUAUAGAGAAGCCCUCCUCUACAACCUGGGGGAGCCAAUCUCUUUCUGCCAGGAGACUUUCCUCAACCACAAGGGCAGCUCCAUGAGAUCCUUCCUGCAGAAUGCUGUCCACCUCCAGCUCUUCUCACAGUUCAUUGACAGUCGGUUGGAGAAGCUGAAUUCCGGUGAUGAAUUCACAGAUGUAUUCGAGCAAGAAGUCACCAAAUGUGGACUAUCAGGGGCCUCCCGUUCUUACCAGCUGUGGCUAGAAAACCUCAAGAAAGGAGGAGGAACGUUGAUCAUUAAUAUGAAGAACAGAACACAUCCUACUGUCAGGAACAUGCUACGAUAUGCAAAGGGUCAAGCCAAGACCAGUCUGCAGGAAAUGAAGAGACGCAUUAAACACAAGGACCAACGCCAGAUCCAACGUAUGGGCUCCUUCAAAGCCGAUGGAUCUCCAACUGAAAACCAUGACAGACUGCAACACCGGCUGCCAAUCACACAGCACUUUGGACAGUCCCGUCCCAGGAGACCGGGGAAGAAAUAUUCAGAGAGUGACCCUUGGGAGUGUCAGAGAUAUGGUGAAGAUGGUACAAGUGAAGAAGGGGACUCGGGGCCUGCAGAAGAGAAUGAUUUUCCUCUUCUUGAUGACAGCAUGGAUCUUCUUAAUGAAAUAUUUGAAACCCUGAACACAAGAGCACCUGGAGGGGAGCGUGCAUUGUAUGGGGCUCACAGCCUGGACUGCUUUAGCCUGGAUGACAGUCAGUACUUUGGACAGUCUAGUGAAGAGGAUCUGCGGCUCAGCUUGACCAGCCAAGACAUUCAGACCUUUGGUACCUGCCAGAAGUUGAUGAAGGAACUGGAGACGACUUGGAAUUUCCAGAGGACAAUUUGUCUACUCCAGACAACAUAUCAAAUGCCUCAGAUUAUGCUUCACCGAUUAUGGAUGUAGCAAUAUCAGAUACUAUAUCAACUACUCCAGACAGCUCUUUAGAGACCAAAGAGGACAUCUCUUCAUCAUCAUCUGGAGAUGUAACUUCCCAGAAGCCUGAUGUCUCUUUUUCCAUCACAGAAAAAUCUGUGUCAUCUUCAGAGGUGGUAGCUGCUGCUCCCAAAGUCAUUUCUCAGACUUCUUCAGUCACAAGGGAGCUCAAAAUAAUUCUGCCAUCCCCAGAGUUUGAAACUUAUCCUAACCAGAAA
Staurois parvus is the source of this 1262-nucleotide messenger RNA. Lineage: Eukaryota; Metazoa; Chordata; Amphibia; Anura; Ranidae. The record is from the annotation of a GenBank genome assembly.